AUGUUAAGAUUGAUUUUGCGUCAGGGAACGGCAAAGCCAAUUCUGGGGUUCUGUCGGAAGAAGCUAUUGGUGCCAACUUUCCUCGCCUUCAACUGUAACCGCCAAUAUUCGAAAACUCCAUUUCCUUUGGAUUACGAGAAGGUCCAAAAGGAACGAGAAUUGGAGAAGUUACCAAAGUACAAGAGAUGGGCUAUUUACUUUCAAACCAAUGAGUUCAAAAGGAGAAUGACCAAGUACUAUCUUGGUAUGUUUACAGUGAUGGUUGUUGCAUUCUACUACUAUAUGAGAGAUCGUUACUAUGAGGACAAGCAAAUGAAACACAUCAAGGCCAAAUACAGUGAGGAUCCAUCAAGUCUUAGCGAAUACGAAUACAUGAAAAUGAAGGCUCUCAGUGGUGAGAAAUUGAAACCAAAAGAGGAGAAGAAGUUUCGCCUCUAUCAGAUGAUGAGAAAGGAGUUUCGUCGUAAGCAUAUUCUUGAGUAUGAUACUAUGUUCGAACCUACUCCAGCUGACUUAGAAGAAUGGUACAGUAAACAAGCCCGCAAACCUGUGAAGAUCUCUGUUGACAAGGAGGAAGAGAAUAAUGAAUCUGUUUCUGACGUUGUUAUUUCUAACUCUACUAACCCUAACAUCCAGCCUCCUCAAGACACUACUAAGUUCUAUGAUGAUAUGGCAGAGAAAUAUGAUAGUCAAAUCAAGUGGGAAGAAGCAGGAAUGUUUAUGGGACGCCGCAGAAAGUGGUUGAUGAGUCAGGCUGAAGGAAAUGUUUUGGAAGUUGCUUGCGGAACCGGUAGAAAUAUACCGUAUUUUAUUCCCGACCAGAUAGAGUCCAUUACAUUCUUAGACUCCUCAGAAAAGAUGGUGGAGGAAACUCAGAAGAAUUUCCGCAAAAGAUUCCCUAAAUUCAAAAACGCUGCUUUCGCUGUGGGUAAGGCUGAAUCAUUGGUUGAUAUCUCUUCUGAAAAUUUCAAGUACGAUACUGUCAUUGAAGCUUUUGGAUUGUGCGCCCACGAGGAUCCAGUUGCAGCCUUGAAGAACAUGGCAAAGUUAUUGAGACCCGGAGGAAGAAUUGUUUUGUUGGAGCAUGGCCGUUCUACGUGGGAUUUCGUUAAUAAACAUUUGGAUUUCCGCUCGGAGAAAAGAAUGAAGACGUGGGCAUGUCGUUGGAACUUGGAUAUCGGUGAACUUAUUGAUGACGCUGGAUUAGAUAUUACUUACGAGAAGCGUGUUCACCUUGGAUCAACGUGGAUGUUAGUGUGCAAGCGUCCAGAAGACCCUAUUCGUCUAGAUGAAAAGCCGUUUAUCAAGAAAUUAUUUGGUUCAGACGUUACUCAAAUUAAGAAAGAGUAA
Molecule: messenger RNA, 1350 nt
Organism: Clavispora lusitaniae ATCC 42720
Lineage: Eukaryota; Fungi; Ascomycota; Pichiomycetes; Serinales; Metschnikowiaceae
Product: putative RNA methyltransferase
Molecular function (GO): methyltransferase activity
Source: RefSeq, a predicted model, not a curated record